AGAGAACGCCCAGCCGUCAGUACCAGGAUGUAAGACGUGAAGAAGAAUCGCUGUUUGGCUUACAUUUGCUAAACAGACUUCGCCGUGUUCACACUUUGCUUAAAAAGCUUUCAAGCAGCAGGAACGAACUUCUGUAAGCCUCAAGUGAGCGCCUUGUGGUGAAGAAUGGCGGAGGGAGGAUUUGACCCCUGUGAGUGCAUAUGCAGCCAUGAGUACGCGAUGAGGCGCCUUAUCAACUUGCUCAGACAGUCCCAGUCCUACUGCACAGACACAGAGUGCCUUCAGGAAUUGCCAGGUCCCAGUGGGCCAGAUGGGGGCGGUGGAGACCUGACAUUCUCCAUGGUUCUGAUGGGAUGGGUUGUACUGGCUCUGCUACUCUUCCUGCUUCGCCCAUCCAGUCUCAGGGGUUCCCAUUCCAUAGACAAGACCGCUGGACCCCAUGAUAGGGAGAGAAGAGAGCCACCAUCACCACCACCUGUUGACUAGCAGUGAAGCCAAAGCACCAGCACUCAGCCACCUGCUCUGACUGUAGCAACAGUUGGUUACUGUGACAGGACAGCGCCACCUUCCUGUCAGCCUUUGCUCAAAAAUCUUUUUUGUUUGUUUUUUAACUGUUUUAAGACCCAUGAUUUGACCAGUGUAUGUGAUUUUUACAACAGCAUGACUGCUACUCAAUGUUUGAGGCUAAAAAUGAAAAUAUUCACCAACAUAAUCAUUUGGUGAGAUCUUUUUUUUUUUUUUUUUUUUUUUAGAUUUUUACUGAGACACCAUGAUUUAUACUUGAACCAUAAAAUUAGUUAUCAAAUACAACAAUGGUAGUAAAUGUAGACUAACAUAGCAUUUUGUGUAUAAAUUAAAGGAUUAUAAUCAGAGAGAUUAUUUGAAUUUGAGAGAGAUAAAGACUUUGCUAGUAGUAAUGCAGAAAAAUCUCAGAUUAGCUUUUGUCUUCGUCAGGUUUUUCAUGUAUACACCCCCCACCAGUCCUGUCAUUCAAAGUCCUUUCCUGAUGUCAACUGUAGUGCACACUCUUGUGGUGGCAUAAUUUACAGUGAAGGACGGACUUUAAAAAUGUUUUGCUGCUCAUCGUGUUAUGAAGUGUGCCAGAAUUUUCAGAAAUAUUCCUUUUUUUUUUCUUUUUUUAUAUCAGGGCCAGUCACACGGCUUUUUAAUUUGAUAUUGUAUGUAGUCUUAAAUCAUAUUCCAUCUCCUGUACGUUGCCAGGGAGCAAAUAUUAUGUCUGUUACAUUUACAAGAAUGUCUGUGUCACUUUACUUUAAAUUGGUUUGAUUACAGUUAGGUCCAAGUAUUUGGAUAGUGACAACUUUUUGUAAUUUUGUGCCUGUACAAUGAAACUGAAGUGAAAUGAUCAAGGGAUUGAAUAAACAAA
Molecule: messenger RNA, 1387 nt
Organism: Thalassophryne amazonica
Lineage: Eukaryota; Metazoa; Chordata; Actinopteri; Batrachoidiformes; Batrachoididae
Gene: smim14
Product: small integral membrane protein 14
Exons: 5
Coding region: 166-486 (106 amino acids)
Cellular component (GO): endoplasmic reticulum
Source: RefSeq, a predicted model, not a curated record